AAAUGUCACCUUUCAUUCUUGUCAAUUUUGACUUUGACAUUGACUUUCAACCUUAACCUCACUUUUUGUAUAAAAUUUAUUAGAAAUAAAAUUCGAACAAUGGUUGAUGAAAGUACGAAAAAAACGCUAAGUAAUAUUCCAUUGCUACGAACUAAAGCUGGCCCAAGAGAAAAGGAAUUAUGGGUGCAAAGAUUAAAAGAGGAAUACCAAUCAUUAAUUAAGUACGUCCAAAAUAAUAAAGACGCUGACAACGAUUGGUUUCGAUUGGAAUCUAAUAAAGAAGGUACAAAAUGGUUUGGAAAAUGCUGGUUCAUACACGAACUGCUUAAAUAUGAAUUUGAUGUCGAAUUCGAUAUUCCUAUAACGUAUCCUACAACAGCUCCAGAAAUUGCUUUACCUGAAUUAGACGGAAAAACAGCCAAAAUGUAUAGAGGUGGCAAGAUUUGUUUGAGCGAUCAUUUUAAACCUUUGUGGGCUCGGAACGUGCCCAAAUUUGGAAUUGGCCAUGCAAUGGCUUUAGGGCUGGGCCCAUGGUUAGCUGUAGAGAUUCCAGAUUUAAUUGCGAAAGGAGUAAUAAGUUAUAAGGAAAAAACGGAAAAAUAA
Molecule: messenger RNA, 603 nt
Organism: Phyllotreta striolata
Lineage: Eukaryota; Metazoa; Arthropoda; Insecta; Coleoptera; Chrysomelidae
Source: the annotation of a GenBank genome assembly